AUGGGUGUCUCUGCCGUUCUACUUCCUUUGUACCUCCUGUCCGGAGUCACCUCCGGACUGGCAGUCCCCGCCUCGAGAAAUCAAUCCACUUGCGAUACGGUCGAUCAGGGGUAUCAAUGCUUCUCGGAGACUUCGCAUCUUUGGGGCCAAUACGCGCCGUUCUUUUCUCUGGCAAACAAAUCGGCCAUCUCCCCUGAUGUUCCUGCCGGAUGCCAUGUCACUUUCGCCCAGGUUCUCUCCCGCCAUGGAGCACGGUAUCCGACCGACUCCAAGGGCAAGAAAUACUCCGCUCUCAUCGAGGAGAUCCAGCAGAACGCGACAACCUUCGAGGGGAAAUAUGCCUUCCUGAAGACAUACAACUACAGCCUGGGCGCGGAUGACCUGACUCCCUUCGGAGAGCAGGAGCUGGUCAACUCCGGCGUCAAGUUCUACCAGCGAUACGAAUCGCUCACAAGAAACAUUGUCCCGUUCAUCCGAUCCUCAGGCUCCAGCCGCGUGAUUGCCUCUGGCAAUAAAUUCAUCGAGGGCUUCCAGAGCACUAAGCUGAAGGAUCCUCGUGCCCAGCCCGGCCAAUCGUCGCCCAAGAUCGACGUGGUCAUUUCAGAGGCCAGCACAUCCAACAACACUCUCGAUCCGGGCACCUGCACCGUUUUCGAAGAUAGCGAAUUGGCCGAUGACAUCGAAGCCAAUUUCACCGCCACGUUCGUCCCCUCCAUUCGUCAACGUCUGGAGAACGACUUGUCUGGCGUGUCUCUCACGGACACAGAAGUGACCUACCUCAUGGACAUGUGCUCCUUCGACACCAUCUCCACCAGCACCGUCGACACCAAGCUGUCCCCCUUCUGUGACCUGUUCACCCAUGAAGAAUGGAUCAACUACGACUACCUCCAGUCCCUGAACAAAUACUACGGCCAUGGCGCAGGUAACCCGCUCGGCCCGACCCAGGGCGUCGGCUACGCUAACGAGCUCAUCGCCCGUCUCACCCACUCGCCUGUCCACGAUGACACCAGCUCCAACCACACAUUGGACUCCAACCCGGCUACUUUCCCGCUCAACUCCACUCUCUAUGCGGACUUUUCGCAUGAUAACGGCAUCAUCUCUAUCCUCUUUGCUUUGGGUCUGUACAACGGCACCAAGCCGCUGUCUUCCACGACCGCGGAGAAUAUCACCCAGACCGAUGGGUUCUCAUCUGCCUGGACGGUUCCUUUCGCGUCGCGCAUGUACGUCGAGAUGAUGCAAUGCCAGUCCGAGCAGGAGCCUUUGGUCCGUGUCUUGGUUAAUGAUCGUGUUGUUCCGCUGCAUGGCUGUCCGGUUGAUGCUUUGGGAAGAUGUACGCGGGAUAGCUUCGUGAAGGGGUUGAGCUUUGCCAGAUCUGGCGGUGAUUGGGGGGAGUGUUUCGCUUAG
Molecule: messenger RNA, 1404 nt
Organism: Aspergillus niger
Lineage: Eukaryota; Fungi; Ascomycota; Eurotiomycetes; Eurotiales; Aspergillaceae
Gene: phyA
Product: phytase phyA-Aspergillus niger
Exons: 2
Coding region: 1-1404 (467 amino acids)
Molecular function (GO): acid phosphatase activity
Source: RefSeq, a predicted model, not a curated record